Cucurbita moschata (crookneck pumpkin) is the source of this 1637-nucleotide messenger RNA. RefSeq names its product syntaxin-32-like. Gene Ontology annotation, cellular component: Golgi membrane; endomembrane system; SNARE complex. The transcript has 6 exons. The record is from RefSeq and is a predicted model, not a curated record. Lineage: Eukaryota; Viridiplantae; Streptophyta; Magnoliopsida; Cucurbitales; Cucurbitaceae. Gene Ontology annotation, molecular function: SNARE binding; SNAP receptor activity. Bases 362 to 1384 code for a protein of 340 amino acids. Gene Ontology annotation, biological process: intracellular protein transport; vesicle fusion; endoplasmic reticulum to Golgi vesicle-mediated transport.
AGCGCCUCUUUUCAUCAGCUUACUUAACUCGGUUCGUUACCGCCAUAUUUGUUUUUUCUUUCUUUCCACAAUCUGAUCGCCUUCGGCUUCAAUUUCAAUCGAUGAUCCAACUUCAUCGAUUACUCACUCUUUUUGAUCUGUAAUUUGAUUCUUAUUUUUCGGAUUAAGUGCGUCGCCGGGAUAUUGAACGCGUUUCUGGCCGAUUCGGGUGAAUGGCGAUUUUGAUCCAGAUCUAGGGUUUUACUUCCAUUUCUCUCUGAAAUUGGCGCAUUCUACCGUUUCUUUUUGCUAGAAUUUCUCUUUGAGGCUUGAGAGAUUCGUAUCUCGCGUCUGUGGAGAGUUUGAGCUUACCGAGUUGAAGAUGGCUGUCAAAACAGCGCAAUCAUUUAGAGAUCGGACGCAUGAAUUCCAGAACAUAGCAGAAAGGCUAAAGAAGUCUUUCUCAUCUGGCACUGGAACAACAGGACCAAGUGUUGGUUUAAAAUCAGAAGAGCAGCGUUCUGCUGUGGCUCUGCAGUCAGAAUUUAAUAAGAGGGCUUCCAAGAUUGGGUUAGGGAUACACCAGACGUCCCAGAAACUCUCAAAGUUGGCAAAAUUGGCAAAGAGGACUUCAGUUUUUGAUGACCCAACAAUGGAAAUUCAGGAGCUAACUGCACUUAUUAAGCAGGACAUUACAACAUUGAACUCUGCAGUUGUAGAUCUUCAGCUUCACUGCAACUCUAGAAAUGAAAAUGGAAACAUGUCCAGCGAUACUACUAGUCAUUCAACCACUGUGGUGGAUGAUCUUAAGAAUCGCCUUAUGAGCACAACUAAAGAAUUUAAAGAAGUUCUAACUAUGCGAACAGAAAAUUUGAAGGUUCAUGAGAAUAGAAGACAACUAUUUUCUUCUACUGCUUCAAAGGAAUCUACAAAUCCUUUUAUGCGCCAACGCCCUUUAGCUUCCAGGUCCACUGCUGGUGCCUCAAGCGCACCCCCUCCUCCGUGGGCCAAGCCGCCUACAUCUUUUUCCAAAACAUCUCCCGGGAAGCAGGUAGAUGGGGAGAGUCAACCAUUGUUACAGCAGCAACAGCAACAGCAACAGCAACAGAUGGUUCCAUUACAAGAUACUUACAUGCAGAGCAGAGCUGAAGCUCUUCAAAAUGUAGAAUCCACUAUUCAUGAAUUGAGCAAUAUCUUCAACCAGCUGGCGACUCUGGUUUCUGAACAAGGAGAGAUUGCAAUCAGGAUUGAUGAGAAUAUGGAUGAUUCUCUGGCAAACGUGGAGGGGGCACAGGGAGCUUUGCUCAAGUAUCUAAACAACAUAUCUUCAAAUAGGUGGUUGAUGAUCAAAAUUUUCUUUGUACUAAUAUUCUUCCUUAUGGUCUUCCUAUUUUUUGUGGCAUAGUCGUUGAAGAAAAGAGAUGUAAUUGGAAAACUCAAGAGAAAAGAAAAAUGUUUUUUGUUGUCUAUUAUUAGUAGCCCCUUCGUAUUCUUUCAUAUACUACCUUUAGCCACCCCCAUUUUAUACUUUUCAGACGGAUGAUCUGGAUUCUAGUACAGUAUAAUGUUGAUAAUGUGUCAGUUUGUGAAUUGUAAGAGGAGUCGAAAACAUCGUGGCGAUUGCCAUAGCAAUCGGUAAACCCUCUUUUCCUCAUUAA